CAAUUUUGACGAAAAAAUCGAAUAGCACCAACUUAAUUAAUCUAAAAUCAACCUAAAAUCAUAGUUAAGUACGCGACAGCUUGUAAGCUCGAAACAGUACGUGCUAACGCUUCUCAGCACGACCCUUAAAAUAGAAAAUAUUGUUAUUCGUAUUAUACAAAAAUAGAAAUACUUUGAUAUUCAUUUGUCGAAUCACGAAAAAACAAUUCUACCGUUCUUCUUCUUCUUUUUUUUUUUAAACGUUAUCCCGUGUCGAUUGUUAAAUACAGUUGGCUUGCAAGGCUGUAAAACUUCCCGCAGUUCAUUCAACUCCUCGAAUCGAGGAUCCUUCGAAACACCCACGAAGUGCCGAACCGUUUCUCCUAAUUAGUCGAGUAAUUAUAGACACCUCAUUCUCGCUAUCUAAAGGAAAUUCACAUUCUUCAGCGAAAUGGUUAGCUCUCACGCGUUCGUGACAAACGUAAAAUAAAUUAAUCACUGCUCGGUUCCCAGUGUAAUACGGUGUGUCACUGCGGCGGUAAUAAGUUCGAUUAAAACUCUGUCCGAUUGUUUCAACCGCCCGAGGCUUCUCACUUCGUUUAACAGUUAGUUAAAAUUUCCUAAAACGGCGAAUUCAUACCGAGCUUCGUACCGAAUUCCAGCCGAGCUCUCUUCUGAUACCUCACGUUCACUCUGAAAAAAUAAUUGGCGUAAUUGAACAAUUUUUCGAUGAAAAAAUAAUUCUCGGAAAAAAAGAUCAUAAAAGGGGUAAUGUACUCACUUAAUCUCUUGCCACUUAAUCAACUCGUUAACGGCAAAAAUAAGGGGCAGAGAACUCAAGAAGAACAGAGGAAGAUGAAGCGGAAAAUCCGUGAUUUUCUCACCCUCCUCUUUCCAGAACGAGCAGAAAACAGCCCCCGAGAAUGCUGCUUGUGCGCACAGACUAAAAAAAGAAAAUCGUGUCAAAAACAUUAUAACAUUGAAUCAACAACGGCAUUCACGAGAGAACGAUAACGAUACUCACGUUAUAAAUGCACUUAAGAACCACACGAAAUUGUUGAAAGGUAGUUUCCUCCAAAUAGAGUACUCUCUAUGUACAAAGCCUACGGAUAUCGUUACUGCAACCGAACGAGCCAACGAUUCGAUAAUCGGUCUAACAAUAAUUUCUAGACUAAUCCUUGGAUAUGAGACUCACCUAAAUGUAAAACUAACAACGACAAAGCAAAAUGCUGUACCACUAAGACGACAUUUGGUUUGGCACCCCAGCCACCCCAUGGCACCUCACCCCUGGACUCGGGGUACACGUAAAGACACUUGGCGUCCAUGUUCGCGUAAAUGGGGCACAGUGUCAUAAACGAGAUACACUGCGAUAAAACUAUAGUUAUAAUCGUGGGUAGAAACUUGCUACCGUAGCACCACAGAACGAACAAUGCGAUCUGUAAAACGAAAGAAACAAUAUCAUCUAGCAAGGCUCGGAUAGCAGAUGGUGUUGGAUACUCACUUGUCCGUUUAUGGUGCACUGAUUCUUGCCAGUGGCACGUUGCAUUAUAGUGGUGUCUUUCGGCGUGGCGAUCAUUGAUAUCGAUAGCAUUGGAAUGAUUAAGCAACUCAACCAUAAGACCUGAUCGACGGAGAACAAUGGCGGCAGCAGCAGGAAGCUGGACAGAGCUUGCGUGAAGGAGAGUGUGACCGUGCAACAGACCCAGAAUUGCACGCAAUUCCAGAGGCACUUCAUGUAAUGACGAGCCUGCAAAACAGUCGAUUCUGUGUGAAGCAUCGUUCGCCAUUUAAAUUGAAACCGUGGAGAAUAAUAUUCGAGAUUCGAACGAACAUAAAUUCUCUCAUUUAUAAUAAUGUUUUACCGGUGUUCAGGGUAAAUUUCAAAAAUGAAACGGGUACAGAGUGUGAUCAGUGAGAUUUACCUCCAUAAUCAAAUGGAAUAUGGCGAUCGGAUCCUCGCGCUUCACGCUCAACGAGCACGCAACAGAGUUCAACGCUCUGCUUAUGUCGACCGGAGAUGGGCCUUGGUCUUCUCUCGUUAGAGUUAGUACAGGAAUUCUCUGGCAAACUUGUGGGUACAACGGUUCCACGGCGACCCUAAAAUUGCAUCGUUCGUUAAAAUGAUGCUGAACGCAGCGCGGAAUAAUAAUAAUCGAGCAACGCCGAUAACUUCUCGCUGUCGGGCAGACAUUUUUUUAUAUCCCACUUUUUCUGCAAAAUUAUUUCGAACUUAGAGCGAGAUGGUGCACGUCGCCGAAGUUCCCUGUCGCAGGCCAGGGAACUUGGAUAAACGUUCAAUGUUCGGGGACGAGACUCUGAAGUAUCUACAACCAGCUACGAGACGACCGAUGGCAUACAACAGACCUUACGGAAAGCCAACCAUACAACUCGAGUCGGACACAACGUAUAAGAGAUCCUAUAUGAAAUUUGAUCGCGUUCCCCAACGGAGAUUUAAUUACGGUGAUCACGAGAAGAUAAAGAAUAAAAUCGCCGAGAGAAUGGCCACCGACACUGUCUACAAACUGUCUUAUCAGAUUCUGCAAGGGAAAAUACCGCAGCCUUUUCUCCCAAGACCACGUUUGUUCAUCGAAGGAUCACGAGACUUUGAAACCACUCACAGGCUGUCCUACAUGGACCCUGGACUCGUGAAAGUGAAAUGUUACAAACCGUAUCGAGCGAAGCAUGUUCCUUCUGUUCUAAUGGAGAGCGAGUCAGUGACAAAGGGAUCUUAUCAAAACUUCGCUGUGCCUGUUAUUAAAAGGCCAAGGAAAUCAACGUUCUGGCAGACGAAAGCAAAGACGGACUACCAGACCACGAGUCAGUUGUCCUAUCAGUACAUAGGACCUGUUCCUAGAAGCAUCAGGAUUAAACCUAAACGAGCAGUGAUCAAUGCUCGAAUAGAGGACGAUACUAUUUUUAAAACUAGCUACAUGAUGCCAGGUCGUCUCGUCGCCAAGGAAAACGUAGCUUCAGAAUAAUAUUUUAUCUUUUGUAUUGUAUAUUCCAGUCUCUAAUAAAUGUGUACCGAUAAUGA
Molecule: messenger RNA, 3013 nt
Organism: Megalopta genalis
Lineage: Eukaryota; Metazoa; Arthropoda; Insecta; Hymenoptera; Halictidae
Source: RefSeq, a predicted model, not a curated record